Molecule: messenger RNA, 987 nt
Organism: Penicillium robsamsonii
Lineage: Eukaryota; Fungi; Ascomycota; Eurotiomycetes; Eurotiales; Aspergillaceae
Exons: 4
Coding region: 1-987 (328 amino acids)
Source: RefSeq, a predicted model, not a curated record
AUGCCGACCCCCUACACUACUCACACCACUACCGAUGAACUCAUCUCUGAUUACGCUGCCCUAAUCAAAGACAAAGUCAUUUUGACCACGGGUGUCUCCUCGGGCUCCUUAGGUGGCUUCUUUGUUCAAUCUAUCGCCAAGGCCAAACCUGCGUGGCUCAUUCUAGCCGCCCGCAAUGCUGAUAAGCUAGCCAAGAUGGCCGCGGAGAUCACCACAGCCCAGCCGGAGAUCCAAGUUCGCACGCUCCAAGUUGACUUAGGCUCCCUGAAAAGCGUACAAGAGGCUGCCGCGCAGGUCAACAGCUCCUGGGACGACAUUCCUGUGAUUGACGUCCUGGUUAACAAUGCCGGAAUCAUGGCAGUGGACUACCAGCUCUCUCCCGAGGGCUUUGAGUCCCAUCUUGCCACGAACCAUCUCGGCCCGUUCUUGUUCACCAAUUUGAUUAUAAAGAAGAUUGUGGCCGCUAAGGAGCCAAGAAUUGUGGUGGUCAGUAGUGAUGGUCAUCGGUUGAACCCAUUCCGGUUUUAUGACUAUAACUUCGAUGAUGGGAAAACGUACGACCGCUGGCACGCAUAUGGUCAGAGCAAGACCGCGAAUAUGCUGUUUGCAAUUUCUUUGGCCCAGAAGCUUGGGAUUAAAUAUAAUCUCCAGGCUUACAGCCUCCAUCCAGGAGUCAUCUGGACCAACUUAGGCAAUCAUUUGGACUGGAGUGUGGAGCUUGACGGACUACGGAACGUGGAUAAGUCCCUGGGUAACCCGGAAGGAUGGAAGGAGUUCGACGCAAAACCACUGGAAAGAGGAGCCGCAACCCACCUCUAUGCGGCAUUUGAUCCAUGCCUGAAAGCCAAUAACGGGGCCUACCUGAUCGACUGUCAUGUUUCUGAUCCUCUCGUGGACACGGUCUUACCAUGGGCUACCAGCAGCUUUGAGGCCGAGAGAUUAUGGCGACUAAGUGAGAAAUUGGUUGGGCAGGAGUUCCCCUACUAG